AUGGUAUUAAUUCAGUGGCAUUUUUAUUUUUAUUUUUCUCUAAAUUUUCUAUUAUAUAGAGCUGCUGCUGUUUAUUCAAUUCAAUGUUGUACAGGUGAUGAUAAUACAUGUUCAUCAAAACCUGUUGAUUGUCCUUCAAAUAUUUGUUUUAAAUUAGUAAUUAAUAAAGUAACAGAAGAACGUGGAUGUCUUGAUGAUUUAAUAAAAUUAUUAAAUUUUGCAAAUAAAGAUAGUCGAACAUUUAAUAAUGAAAAUGGAUUAACAAGUGGUUCAUCGAAUGAUCAGUGUCAUAAAUUAGGUGCACAUGCAAAUAGUAUGUCACUAUGUAAAUGUACAAAUAAUUUAUGUAAUUCAACCUCAAAACAAAUUCAAUUCAUAAAUCCGGUUUUCAUUUUUAUUAUUUUUAUUCUCAAAUAUUUUCUACAUGUCUUUCUUUAUUAA
This is a messenger RNA of Adineta steineri, 441 nucleotides long. Lineage: Eukaryota; Metazoa; Rotifera; Eurotatoria; Adinetida; Adinetidae. The record is from the annotation of a GenBank genome assembly.